This is a messenger RNA of Clunio marinus, 201 nucleotides long. The record is from the annotation of a GenBank genome assembly. Lineage: Eukaryota; Metazoa; Arthropoda; Insecta; Diptera; Chironomidae.
AUGAAUUUUCAGCAAAGCAGAUGCCGUAAACUAAAAAACAAGUCAGAAGCGAAUGAUGAAGAAAGUCCAAAUUUGUUCUUGUCCGACUUCGAUGCCAUAAAAUUGAGGUUGAAUCAACUGAAUGGUAAUACCGUCGGACGUGAAAAAUCAAGAUUUAAGUUGAAGUGUGUUACUAUAGAUACAAUUCAAUUACAAUCUUAA